This is a messenger RNA of Effrenium voratum, 688 nucleotides long. The record is from the annotation of a GenBank genome assembly. Lineage: Eukaryota; Dinophyceae; Suessiales; Symbiodiniaceae.
GCUGCUCCUGGUCGACUUACGCGCGGGCAACUCCCAGCUGCUUCAGCUGCUCUGAAGCUCCGGCUCAGUCCCUGUCAUCGUAAUGGCUAUGCUCACCAGUGCCAUGGCUGCGGUCGACCAGGCGCGCACAGACGCCACCGCGGCCCUGGAGAGGCACGUGGAGCGGGCCAGGGCGGUGGCCUCGGAUGCCGUGGAGCAUGCGCGAGGCUCUGUGGUAUCUCUUUCGACAGCGCCCCCGGCGCCCUGCUCCGUUUGCGGUCAAAGUACCCGUGGCGGUGACGGCGGUGCCUGCGGCGAUGUAGGCGAAAUGGCGGGCAAGACGGGAACAAAGCGAUGCUUCAGCUGCCUCACCGAGCCUGAGCGCGAUGAGCUUGUCAUCGCCGUGAAGCAGCAGCAUCUCGCCGUGGACUCCUUCUUUGCAGGUGAGCCGCCGCCGAAGCAUGAGGAGCCAUCAGAGUCGGUGGUGGAGAAGGCCCACCGACUGGGUGCGCUGGCGCUGGGUGGCGCCGCCGAGAUCAUAGGCUGGCUGCCGGUGGUGGGUUCCGUGACCAAGAGCACCGUGAAGGUGCUGCACAAGGUGGUCAAGUUCGGACCGCUGGCGAUGUACAGUGCAGAGCUUGUGGAGACCCUGCAGUUGCUGGUGGUCAUGGCCAACCGGAGCGGCAUUGCCAAGGGGGAGGAGCCCUGA